AUGUUUAAUGUUCCUGUGAAUGCACCCUUGAGAUUUCUCUCUCUUCCCUCCACACAGAGCUUAGAAGCAAAGUUAAGAGACUCAUCAGAUUCUGAGCUGCUGUGGGAUAUUUUACAGAAGACUGUGAAGCACCCUGUGUGUGUGAAGCACCCGCCGUCAGUCAAGUAUGCCCGGUGCUUUCUCUCAGAACUCAUCAAAAAGCACGAGGGUGUCCACAUGGAGCCUUUGGACGAGCUGUACGAGGCACUGGCGGAGACCCUGAUGGCCAAGGAGUCCACCCAGGGCCACCGGAGCUAUUUGCUGCCCUCAGGAGGCUCCGUCACACUCUCUGAGAGUACAGCCAUUAUCUCCCACGGCACCACAGGCCUGGUCACAUGGGACGCUGCCCUCUACCUUGCAGAAUGGGCUAAGAACCCAGCAGCCUUCACUCACAGGACUGUCUUAGAGCUUGGCAGUGGCGCCGACCACACAGGCCUGGCCAUCUGCAAUAUGUGCCGCCCCCGGGCAUACAUCUUCAGCGACUGUCACAGCCGGGUCCUCGAGCAGCUCCAAGGGAUUGUUCUUCUCAAUGGCCUCUCAUUAGAGGCAGACAUCACUACCAACUUAGACAGCCCCAGGGUGACAGUGGCCCAGCUGGACUGGGACGUCGUGACGGUCCAUCAGCUCUCUGCCUUCCAGCCAGAUGUUGUCAUUGCAGCAGACGUGCUGUAUUGCCUAGAAGCCAUUGUGUCGCUGGUCAGGGUCUUGCGGAGGCUGGCUGCCUGCCGGGAGCACAAGCGGGCUCCUGAGGUCUAUAUGGCCUUCACUGUCCGCAACCCAGAGAGGUGCCAGCUGUUCACCACCGAGCUAGGCCGGGCCAGGAUCAGAUGGGAAGCGGAAGCUCAUCAUGACCAGAAACUGUUUCCCGAAGGAAAGCACUUGGAGAUGGCAAUGCUGAACCUCACACUGUAGGACUCACACACGACUCCAACGGGAUCGUGAGAAUCAAGUCACUCUCGUGGGAAGAAUUUUUAUAUGGGAAAGCGGAUAAAACUUUCAUUGGACUGGAAUGUUUGAAGAAUGUUAAAUUCCAAAUCAGGAACCACAAACUGCCCUCUAAUAAGACAUCGGCUA
Molecule: messenger RNA, 1113 nt
Organism: Gorilla gorilla gorilla (western lowland gorilla)
Lineage: Eukaryota; Metazoa; Chordata; Mammalia; Primates; Hominidae
Product: protein-lysine N-methyltransferase EEF2KMT-like
Exons: 7
Coding region: 1-951 (316 amino acids)
Cellular component (GO): protein-containing complex
Source: RefSeq, a predicted model, not a curated record